CAAAGGGGAGAGGAAGAGAGCGACGGAAAAGGGGCAAAAAGUUUUGAGGUGCAAUAGGCAAAUAAUUCUGAACCUCAAAGACGUCUGUGCCGACCAGAUUAGCAACAAAGCUUGCUGUAAUAUUGUCGAUGACAUUGUCGGUUCUUGCUAAAAUUCAUACAGCGUGGAUUGUUUAUUUAGCUAGCUAGCUAGCAAGCUAGCUUGACGAGACGGACCUUAGUCAAAGGUGAAGAUAUAUGAAGUAACGCUAGCUACUGUAAACUGUGAUUCAUCAGACAUUCUUUGUAUGAGACCUGUUAAACAUCGUUUCGGACUGGUCCCCGUACAAAUUGGAGGUAAACACUGUUGGGGGCCUGAAAGGCAUAUGGAAGAACAGAAAACCAAAGUGUCAAACUCUGGCACAACAACCCUGGGAUGUGCUUAAUGACACUGAGUAAACUCAUGAAAGGACGCUUCAGAUAAGACCCGCUCCGCUGAACAUCGCAGGUGAGGCCACACCCCCAUUCCCUCAUUGGGAGGGAGGGGGCGGGACUUUCAGGAUGAAGAAGAUUAGCCUUAAGACGAUACGAAAGUCAUUCAACCUGAAGGGCAAGGAGGAAGGGGGUGAGUUUGGGAUCCCGCAGCCUGUGCUGGGCUCCGACUUCCCCAAGGAGGACUCCCUCUUCGGCGGGUGCUACAGCAAGGACCUGGCCGGGUGCGACCUGAGUGAGGAAGAGGAGAAACCCGGACACAAGGGCCGCUCCAAGGGCGAGGGCCUCAUGGGCUCGCUGAAGAGGCGCCUGUCGGCCAAGCAGAAGCCCAAAGUGAAGGGCGGGUCCCCUUCGGUGGGCUGCCCGGACGACGACACCUUCUCCUCCUCCUCGGCCCCCGUGGGCCUCACCGACAUCAAGGCCCAGCGUCCGCUGCGGUCCACCUCCCUCCGCAGCCACCACUACAGCCCCACGCCCUGGCCCCUCCGGCCCGCCAACUCCGAGGAGACCUGCAUCAAGAUGGAGGUGAAGGUGAAGGCGCUGGUGCGCUCGUCCGGCCCCAGCCCGGCCCUCAACGGCGUCCGGAAAGAGUACCCCGACCUGCGGAUGGACAGGGUCUUCCAGGACUCCGGCGACACGCUGAAGAGCGCCGAGCCCCAGAACGGGGACCUUCACCUGGACAUUGACGAACACGUGCCUGUAGUCUUAGGACUCACCCCUCAGGACUAUAUUCAGUACACAAUGCCUUUGGAGGAGGGGCUGUACCCCGUAGAGGGGUCUCAGCCCUUCUGUGUGGACGGCUCCUCCCCCAUGGAGGUGAGUCCGCCGGCGGAGGGGGGGACCCUGGCUCUGGGAGAGGGGGCGAUGGAGCAGGACCUGGGGCUGCCUCCGGACAUCUUCAUGGAGCCGUCCGUGAACGGGCUGCUGAUCGGCUCUGCCGGCCUGGUCCUCCAGGCGUCCCGGAUGGACGCGCCGCCCCUCUCGCCCCUCCUCCCGCCCCAUCCCGCCGCCCUCGGGCCCCGGGGCUUCCACGCGUUCGGCGGGGCGGACGCCCAGGUGGCCGAGCGAGUGCGGCACCACCUGAACUUCGACCCCAACUCGGCGCCCGGGGUGUGCAGGGUGUACGACGCGGUGCAGAGCAGCGGGCCCAUGGUGGUGACCAGCCUGACGGUGGAGCUGAAGAAGCUGGCCCGGCAGGGCUGGUACUGGGGCCCCAUCACGCGCUGGGAAGCCGAGGAGAAGCUGGCCAACCUGCCCGACGGCUCCUUCCUGGUGCGCGACAGCUCGGACGACCGCUACCUCCUCAGCCUCAGCUUCCGCUCGCAGAGCAAGACGCUCCACACGCGCAUCGAGCACUCCAACGGCCGCUUCAGCUUCUACGAGCAGCCCGACGUGGAGGGCCACACGUCCAUUGUGCACCUCAUCGAGCACUCCAUCAAAGACUCGGAGAACGGCGCCUUCUGCUACUCCAGGUCCCGCCUGCCCGGGUCAGCCACGUACCCGGUCAGGCUGACCAACCCCGUCUCGCGGUUUAUGCAAGUGCGCUCCCUGCAGUACCUGUGCCGCUUCGUCAUCCGACAGUACACACGCAUAGACCUGAUCCAGAAACUGCCUUUACCAAACAAAAUGAAAGAUUACUUGCAGGAAAAGCACUACUGAACCACUUAAGCAGGAUGCUGAUAAUGGGACUCAUGUUGCAACUUGCACUUUCUGGUGUCAGGAAGACGGUGGUGUUCAUGGAUACAAAGUUUGGUGCCAUGAUAUUUUUUUUUUGUUUUUUUUGUUUUUUAGAUUUUGAAAUUAUUUUUUUGCAUCAAUAAAUUGUGUAUUAAUCUGGCUCUCCCUUUUUAGCUAGAACCUAAAACCUUUAAAUUUGCUGUUGCUCAGACUCACACUUAAUGAGCAGGAAUAGAUUUGAAGGACAAUAGUACUGUUGUGAUAUUGCAUGCAUGAGUAGAAAGAUGAUUUGAGAUUUUGAAUUUGGUUAUGAGGAACAUGAUUAAUUGAACCUAUAAGCCAUAAAAAAAGUGAAGCUACAGUUUUUUUUGUUUUUCGUUCCAUUUUUUUCCCAAAUAACCAAAGCACAUUGGAAUGCCAGUCUGAAGGGCAUUUGAAAUUGCAUAGACAGGCAGAAUUGAUGCCCAAGAAUUUAAAGUUGUCAUUUACUGGGUUUGCAUUCAUUGGCCAAGAUGACAUCUUUGUUCAUGCCGUACUGUUUAAAGAAAUAAUAGUUUCUUAGGACUGACAAAAAGCAGUUUUCACAAAAAAAUAAAUGCGAGUGUUAAGAAUAA
This is a messenger RNA of Conger conger (European conger), 2761 nucleotides long. RefSeq names its product suppressor of cytokine signaling 6-like. Gene Ontology annotation, molecular function: 1-phosphatidylinositol-3-kinase regulator activity. The transcript has 3 exons. Lineage: Eukaryota; Metazoa; Chordata; Actinopteri; Anguilliformes; Congridae. The record is from RefSeq and is a predicted model, not a curated record. Gene Ontology annotation, biological process: protein ubiquitination; regulation of growth; phosphatidylinositol phosphate biosynthetic process. Bases 540 to 2129 code for a protein of 529 amino acids. Gene Ontology annotation, cellular component: phosphatidylinositol 3-kinase complex.